ACUUACAUUUCAUUGGACGAUUUCAGCCAAUCCCCACUACGGUUAUAUCGUCUGAUGGAAAUUUUAACUGCGAUUUUGACGACUUGUAGAAGCAGAAUAAAUCUGGACUUUUUGUGGAGAAAUAAUAGUAAAGCCAAAACAAUGCCAAGGUCACGCAGAAAGCGUUCUUACAGCAGGGACAGUUCCUAUGAUUGUGAUUAUCGCCACAAAAGGCACCGAGGUGGCACAUAUGAUGACUAUUAUGACAUUAGAUCACGCCACUCUAGAUCUAGAAGUCUAGAACGAUAUGAUUCAUAUGGUCGUCGGCAUGACUACACAGACACCAGCUAUUACCGAGAUCGCUCUCUGUCUCGUGAGCAUCUUAUUGACCAGUGUUCCCAAGAGAGCUCUCACUAUGGUCGAUCACAACCAAGCAGCCGCUACAGCUCCAACACGAGUCGCAGACACCGUAAUCGUCGACACAGACGCCACCGAGAGCAUCACAGGCAUCACCGUGAAUCAUCUAUUUCAAGUCGGGAUCGGCAGGAGGCAGAUGAGAGAGCACCCAGUGUGGAAGAUGAUGCAGACGGACACCUGAUCUAUCGCCAAGGCGACCUGCUGCACGCUCGAUAUGAAGUGGUGUCCACUCUUGGAGAGGGGACCUUUGGGAAUGGGUAGCAGAAU
Messenger RNA from Pomacea canaliculata, 663 nucleotides. RefSeq names its product dual specificity protein kinase CLK2-like. The record is from RefSeq and is a predicted model, not a curated record. Gene Ontology annotation, molecular function: protein kinase activity. The transcript has 5 exons. Gene Ontology annotation, cellular component: nucleus. The coding region runs from base 55 to 657 and encodes 200 amino acids. NCBI's taxonomy places the organism in Eukaryota, Metazoa, Mollusca, Gastropoda, Architaenioglossa, Ampullariidae. Gene Ontology annotation, biological process: protein phosphorylation.